AAUAAAAAGCAUAUAUUCAACCACAUGUUAGAAGCUGGAUAAUUGGGCGCUGGCCUUACUUGUUUCAUUAGCUGGAAACUGGGUUCUUGAUUCUGCUACAGAAGAAAAGCCUGCAAAAAAAUGUUGAGUUCUGAAGCUGUUGAAAUUGAAUUCAUUUCCGAGUGUUUUAUACCCCCAAAAUGCAUCCCUGAAGAGUCUAGGAAGCCAUUUUACUUGUCUCCAUGGGAUCUGCAACUAGUUGGUUUACACUAUAACCAGAAGGGACUUCUCUUUGCCAAGCCUCCAUCUUUUCACACUGAUGAUAACCUUGUGAAAGAGUUCCUAGAGAAGCUCAAGGACUCUCUUUCAAUCGCCCUGAUUCAUUUUUAUCCUUUGGCAGGCCGUCUCGUGACUAUUAAACACGAAAAUCCUCCAACCUGUUCCAUUUUUGUUGAUUCUGCCAAUGGCCCUGGUGUUAAAUUUGUCCAUGCUUCGUUGAAUUUGACUGUCAGUGAUAUCAUUUCGCCGAAUCACGUACCCAAAAUCGUGUACUCAUUUUUCGACCAUUUUGGAGAAAUCAACUAUGAUGGGCACACCCUGCCUUUGAUGACAGUUCAAAUCACGGAGCUGAUUGAUGGCAUUUUUAUUGGACCCUCCAUUAAUCAUAUGUUAAUGGACGGGACAUCUCUAUGGAAUUUCAUCAAUUCUUGGUCUGAAAUAUUUGAUUCCAGGAGCAAUGACGUCGUCCUUUCCAGGCCACCUGAUCUAAAGCGUUGGUUUCCUGAUGGGUACGGACCUAUCCUCUGGUUGCCUUUCUCGCAGCCUGAAGAAUUCAUUACCAGAUACCAGAACAGAUUACCCGAAUUCAAGGAAAGAAUUUUCCAUUUCUCGUCAGAGUCGUUACAGAGACUCAAGGCGAAAGCAAAUGCUGAAUGUGAUUCAACCUCCAUUUCUACUUUUCAGGCCAUGUGUGCUCAUGUUUGGAGGUGUAUCACCAGGGCUCGGAAUCUGGCACCGGAUCAAGGCACAAAAUGUGGCUUUUCCGUUGACAAUAGAUCCAGGAUUAGCCCGCCGUUGUCUCCAGAAUAUUUUGGUAACAGUGUACAGCUCUUAGCAACUACAGUUACUUGUGGUGAAUUGAUGUACAAUGGACUUGGAUGGGCAGCCCGGAAGCUGAAUGAGUUGGUCACCAAUCAGACAGACAAAUCUGCGCGUCAGUGGGCUGAAACGUGGGUGAAGGAGCCCUCAUUUGCCAGCAUUAACAAGUUUUCUCAGAAUCCUGACAACAUCAUCCAAAUUGGAAGCUCUCCUCGGUUCAAUGUCUACGGGAGGAAUUUCGGGCUUGGAAAAGCAUUAGCAGUUCGAUGUGGCUUCGGGAAUAAGUUCGAUGGAAAAAUAACGUUGUUUCCAGGAAGAGAAGGUGGAGGGCACAUUGAUAUGGAGGUUUGUCUUUACACUCCUUUUAUGACUCACCUUGAAUCCGACAUUGAACUCUUGGAGACGGUUUCUCUAUCAAGUCCUGUAAGUUCUUGAGCCAACAGUGAACAGUGUUUUCUAUUUUGAGGGAAGAGAAAAAAGGAUCAUUCAAAAUUGUAUGGUCAAGACAUAUGUCUUUUUUCUGUUUUCUUAUUUACUAGUACAAUAAUAAGAUUCCACUUCUAAAAUGUCUUCUCCUGAUUAUUUGAAUCGUUGCACUGUGUAGUUUUCUAAUGAUAAACUAGCCCUAGUAAGGAAGGCAUGGACUUCAACUUGUUCCAGUUUUUGGUCAUCCAGGGGAGGAGAGGAGUUAACUUCAGAGCCCAAAAUUACUAAAAUUAUACACUAUGAUAUACUUCUUCAACUACUGGCUGUAAUAUAGUUUAGUCGUCAAUCAUCUUCAGUCGCCUUCAAAACCAAAGUGAAAUGAAGUAAUGAUUGAGCGGAAACAGUGUAAAUCAUGUGAUCAUAAAAAUAUACCCUCCUUGGGAGCUAGCAAAGUUUCAACACCAUUUCAAAGCUGAGCUCUUAGGGCUUCUUUAAUCACAUUCGAGCCG
This is a messenger RNA of Oldenlandia corymbosa var. corymbosa, 2012 nucleotides long. Lineage: Eukaryota; Viridiplantae; Streptophyta; Magnoliopsida; Gentianales; Rubiaceae. The record is from the annotation of a GenBank genome assembly.